Baudoinia panamericana UAMH 10762 is the source of this 1492-nucleotide messenger RNA. RefSeq lists its product as uncharacterized. The record is from RefSeq and is a predicted model, not a curated record. Gene Ontology annotation, molecular function: RNA binding. Bases 57 to 1322 code for a protein of 421 amino acids. Lineage: Eukaryota; Fungi; Ascomycota; Dothideomycetes; Mycosphaerellales; Teratosphaeriaceae. Gene Ontology annotation, cellular component: nucleus; cytoplasm. The transcript is spliced from 5 exons.
CAUCCAAGUGAGGGAAUCGAAGAUGGGUCGAACGUCGUCGUGACACAAUAGUAGUCAUGGAUAGUCAAAUCGCGAGCAAGAACCUCUACGAGCUUCUGGGCAACGACCCAGAGCUCGACCCAGACAGGGAGCCAGAGCCGCCGACCCAGGCUGUGGACAAGCCAGUUCAGCGCAGCGGCAAGCGCAAUGCUGGCGCCGAAGGCCCACCAGAAGACAUCGAGAGGCCCGCUGGAGGCGGUCGUGGUGGCAGGCAUGAGCAGUUCACAAGGGCUGACGGCGCUGGCUCACUAAACAACCGCGCUGAGCAGCGUGACGACGGUCUUCGUCAAGACCGUCACCCGGACCGUCUACGGGAUCCACGCCAGCACCGCGAGAUUGGUGGCCGUGGCCGUUCAUCAAGAGGCAACUACAGAGGACGUGGACGCGGUGACUAUGGUGGCACGCGCACUGCUCGUGACGACCGUCACAGUCGCUCCGGUGUUGGCGAGCACGAGAAGCAGGCCGCCCAUGGGUGGGGUGCCGAAACCGGCGAGGGCGAGCUGAAUGACGAGAUCGCGGGUGAGGCUAUCGCUCAGGCGGAGAGCAAGGACGACCCAGGCUUCACGCCAGAUACCGCUGCUGCCGACCCAGCUUUCAGCAAUGGUCCAGACAAUGCUGCUGCACCCGAAGUUGCAGAGGAAGCGGGUGGUGAUGCUGCAAUCACUGCGCCCGCCGAGCCAGAAGACAAGACCAUGUCCUACGACCAGUACCUUGCCGAGCAGGCCAAGAAGCGUCUGGCGUUGAGCGGUAACACGCUUGAGAUGCGUAAGGCCAACGAGGGCUCGAAGCAGAAGUUCCCCGAGGGUACCGCACUGCAGCGCAACAAGGACGACGAGAACUUCAUGUCCGGUGCUGCUGCCAAGGCUAGGAAGCAAAAGGAGGCCAAGGAGCGAGACACCCUUGUGCUCGAGGGCCAGUACUACGCUCCGGUCGAGCAGGAGCGCGGCCGCGGUGGCAGAGGCCGUGGUGGCGGGUCCAGAGGCGACAGGGGAGGGCGCGGCGAUCGUGGAGACCGUGCCGAGCGUGGUGACCGUGGCGAGCGUUUCGACCGUGGCGGUGGUGAUCGUGGUGACCGUGGUGAGCGUGAGUUCCGCGGCGACCGGGAGUACCGUGGUCGCGGGCGUGGGCGUGGCGAGUAUCGUGGCGAGUUCCGUGGCGAGGGUCGUGGCAGAGGACGUGGAGGCUUCGACGGUGGGGAUAGGUUCUCCUCCGAUCGUGGCCGCGGACGCGGAUCCUUCGACACAAGCGACCAGAGCGCCUUCCCGGCCCUCGGAGGUGCUUGAUCGCACCCCUCACAACAACAUCGACAACCACAUCUGCAGUUUGGCGGACUGGUACAUGCGAAGUAUCAUCAACAUUGCGAAGAACGCUGCCGCUCAGAGCGAAGGCGAAAGGUGCAGGCACAACCUGCUAUUGCAGUCACAUUAGGUAGACGUGCACAAUAGUCAUAUCC